CCUACCUGUGCGGACUCACAAAAGGUCCUACCACCAGCAGUAAAUUGUAUGCUUAAGCAUGAACUCUCUUUGAAGUUCUAGGUUGGAUAACGGCUGUCUCCAUGUAGAAACUGAAACUCUAGCGGAUUCUCUCUCGGUGCUUUUGGGCCCCUUAAGCACCGGUCAUCGUCCUCCAAAAGCUAGACAAGCAAACUAACCCAAAGACACUGCCCACUCUCCAUCUCGCCGGUACUUCACAAUAGGUCGUGAUUCCGAUCCGGUGGUAGAUUUGGCGAAGUACUGCUCUUGUUAGGGCUAGUGUUAGCAAGUUCUCUCAGGUUGAGCCCGUGAGCUCAUCUACCCGCUCGGGCGUAGCUGCAAUAGCCCCCUAAACUACCAACGAAGAGGUAUCGGGAAAAAAAAACAUACAAUUGUAGAGAUGCCAAAGACAGAGAAAUAACAGAAUGAUUUCGACAUUCAAUUUUUAAUCUAGUCACGAUAAUAUCAAAUGAUACCGUUAUCAUAUCUAUAGAAGAACGUUUUUUUUUUUUUGUGUAAAACACAUAUUCGGGUCAUUGUAUGUUCGGCGGCUAUAACAAAGAAUCAUGUUUAGAAUCACACUGGGAUGUGUGACGUUAUGGGACUAGUGAUGUGAUGAAAGCGUGUGAUGUGAUCGAAAAGUGAUGCACUCCAAUAAUUUGUAAUAAGCAAGUUGUUGAGAGUUUUUUUGUAUUGGUCCGAAAGCUCAACUAGUUUGCGUGACAAACGAGUUACGAGUGAGAAGUGCACACGGAGUUGGAUUAAUUGAAUACGAAGUGAAUUAAUUCACUUAAGUUUUUCGUGUUUGUGUAUUAAAAAAAAAAAAUUUUUUUUCGCGAAAAUGUCUCCGAUCUACGGUCACCCCGAUUACGAUUUCGGCCCUUAUGAGCCCGAAAACGAAGGUGACCAGAAAUUUGAGGAAAACCCGGCCAGUCUGACGAGCAUGGCGUUUUGGUACAUGAUGGUGUUGAUCGUCAUGCUUCUCAUCUGGCUGUUUCUCUUCUUUUGCCUAAGGAUCAUAUCACUAAGUAAAUAAUAUUUUUUUAUCCUAGAAUUGCGCGUACCAAUCCGGCUUGAACAGUGAAAUAGAUGAUACGCGAUGCAAUAGAAACAUCGAAUAUACAUAAUAUUAUAUAUUGGAUGGAUAUGGUCUUGCUAUGCGGUCUGUGUGCUUGGUACGAGUUAUUUAACGUUCUCCAUAGCCGAUCCUGUAGACAGAAUGGUAAACAGUCGACUUCGCCCAAAACACGUCAUUACGGUUCCUCCCGAUCCAUUAACGGUGCUUUUAAGUACCACAAGCACCGGUCACCGUCCUCGUCGAAGCCGUCGCUGGCGACGAAGGGCUCGACGAGCGAAUUAACCCACAGACACAGCCCACUGAGUUUCUCGCCGGAUCUUCUCAGUGGAUCGCGUUUCCGAUCCGGUGGUAGAUUCUGCGACGGCUCUUGCUAAGGUCAGUGUUAGCAGCACUCCAGUUUGAGCCCCGUGAGCCCACCUACUAGCUAAGGUUACACUGAAAUAGCCUCUCAAGGCUAUCAGAUUAGGUAGGAUAAAAAAAAAGAACCCACGACCCCUGGCGCAAUAGUCGCGGACGCUAACUACAGCACCGCCGAAUAGUUAUAAUCGAUUUAAAUGAAAUAAUGAGAUGAUUUUAAUUAUAAUUGUGAAGCUGCAUCAACUAAUGACCGAAACAUAUCACCCAUUUACUUUAAAACAAAUUGAAUAACUAAGAGACCUUAAAUUGACAAAUAGCGUUUCAAAUUAAAUACCACUUUAUCAGCUACCUAAUUAACGUCAGUCGUCACACGAUCGUGCUCAUAGCAAUACGCAUAUUCAAUAAUAUAUUCGAUAUUAAAUUAAUAAAAGUAAAAAAAAAAACUUUAUAACGAACACACAGUAACGCUUAAUGCGCGAGUUAUCGAAAAGAUAAAAAGCUUUCAGUUAAAUCAAUACGCGUUCAGAUCACGACCAGUUCUGUUGUUUCAAUGUAACGUUAAAAUAGAAAGUGAAAAAAGCAGUGUUAUUUUUAAAUAGCAUUUCGUUUUUUUUUGUUUUUUUAUUUUAUUUUAUUAUGGGUAUGUCUAUAAUUUACUCGCACCAUCAUGAGAGACCACCGGACUAUUAUGAGAGACCACCGGACUAUUAUGAGAGACCACCGGACUAUCAUGAGAGACCACCACCGACAGAGAGUAAGGAGGGUGAUCCGCUGACGAAUAUAGCGUGGAUAGCGCUAAGCUCUACAAGUACAUUGCUGGUGUUAAUAUUUAUAGCUGCGUGCAUCCGAAUUAUAAUCAUCGGGACAAGGCAAAAGACGCGCAACACGCAGCAGAGGAGGGUAUAUGUAGGAACUCGUGCGCGUCCGUCACUAGAACAGACGGAGCCUACUAUAUAUGUCAGUCCCUCCAAUUUGCCGCCACCUCCCAAAUAUGAGUGUAUGGCGCCGCCCAGUUACGAAGAGGUAGUCGGUGUGCAUUAUCCCGGCUGUCCACCCCAGCCGAUCACCCAGCCGAUCACAGCGGCGCUGGCGCACCACGCCACCGCCCCCCCAGCCCAAACCACAGGAGGAAACUCAAGGCAUAACGAGACAGCAGCGAAACCAGACACAGUUGUAACGGUAGCGACCGAAGACUCUAGAGCAUCGGUAACAGUGUCUUCUAGAUCAUGAUUUUUACAACAAUUUCCUUUAGUCUUAUAUAAAAAAAAAAAACAAUCGAACAAUGUAUAUUCAAAUAACAUAACGAACGGAACUAAAAAAAAAAGUUCGUUAAAAAAAGCUAAUUAGCAUAUUAACGUUAUUUUUAUUAAACGUUAUUUUUUUUUAUAAAAAAUAAAUAAAAAAAUAGUGACCAUAUUAGAUUUAACAAGACGUAAUUUUUUAGAUUAAAUCAAAAGAUUAUUAAGACGUAUGCGAAGCAAUACGAUUGCCUAAACAUAUUUUUAGCGCAGUAUUUGCUCAGAGUCACUUAACCAAAGACAUAUUACAUUGCUAAAAGCAAACGCUUUUUGGCUGUAAUCAGACAAUAACGUUAAUUCCCAUCGUUAUAUUUAUAUAAUUUCCUCCUAUUCGUACACUCUUGACAGAGUGGUCGUGGUCAUGCACCAGUCGGAUCCUGCGAUACCGAUGCUCUCGCGAUGCGACGCCAUGUGGCACGAUGUUUCGCAGAGUGAGAGCAAUAAUUUAUGUUGGACUGAGUCACAGAUUUUAUGAGGUCGGUCCAUCGUGUUGGAGAUCGUCCGCGAGUUCUUUCGCCCUCGACUUUCCCUUGCACCACCAACCGCUCAAUGGAGUACUCAUUACGAGUGAUGUGCCCGAAGAACUUGAGGAUCCGUAAUUGGACUGUAAUUUACGUAAUAUUAAUAGGUAAACAUAUUUUAGAAUGAAUUACAUUUCUCUUGAUUUCUCUAAAUCAGUUCGGUGGACACACAGGCCGGACAAUAUUUUUUAUCGCAAUUUUCAAGUCAUAAUAUCGCACAUACAGUGCGAUAACGUCACUUUUCCAAAUAUGUAAUUUUUCAUGAGGAAUGUUGGAAAAUUCAACAUCUGUAUGUACUAAUAUUACAAAGCUGAAGAGUUUGUUUGUUUGAACGCGCUAAUCUCAGGAACUAUUGGUCCGAUUUGAAAAAUUAUUUCAGUGUUAGAUAGCCCAUUUAUUGAUAUAGCUUAUAUAUAUAUAGGCUUAUAUAACAUCACGGCAAGACCAAUACAAGUGGAGCACCAAUAAAGAAUGUUUCAAAAUAAGGGUUUAAAUAGCUCCUUAACAUUCUAUAAUUCAAAUGUAUUUUCACUUUCUACGUAAAUGAAGUGGCGGGGUAAAAUUUAGCGUUAUGCCAAAGUGACUACUCCACGCGGACGGAGUCGCGAGCAAAAGCUCAUAUAGUUCUGCUAGAGUGUAUAAAACAAAUAAUAUUUAAACUGCUACUUCAAACUUGAUCAGUAAAAGCAAACAUAUCUCUCAUCUCACUAAUAACUAUAAAAAAAACUGUAUUUUCUCAUACUCAGUUCAGUGUUGACAACAAAAUUGCAAAAGUGACUCUAUAGCAAGCACCAUAUAUGCCAUGUACUUAAUCAAGAGUGCGCUCAUGAAUGUAAGCGUUAGCUAACAGAGAAGUCUUAAAUUUAUGAAAAAUCUGAAAUAAGUUUAUGUUUUUUUGUUUCACUAACACCAAGUGUAUUAUAUCGAAGGGUGCAAAGUUAUUUAGCUUGAGCGACUUUUCGCUUAACACGCGACAUUUAUCUUUGUAUUUAAAGGUCCGCUUUAUUUGGUAUCAGCAUCAAUGAUCCGUUGUUUUUAAUUGAUCUUCAAUUAUAUUUCAUCAUAAUCGGUUGCUCUUGGCAGAGCAGUCGUGGUCAUGUGGAAUUCUUGCUCAUUAAAGCCUCAACAGAUGUUUUCCACAGUUUGCGAACCGAGGCCCGGCGCACACGCUCUUUAAGUGGGGUUUCAGUAAGGUAUUUCUGAUCAGUCUAACGCAUGGGGAUUCGUCCACGAGAUCUCUUACCAUUGACCAAUUAUAUUUACUUAAUUUAAAUAGCUGAAGAUUUAUUUUUCGUCAAGAUGUUUUUCGUCAAGAUAUUUUUUCAAAUUUUUAAACUUUGGCUCAGCUGUAAAGUUGCAAAAAUAUCGAUACACCCAAAUUGUUUUUCAUCCCUCGAUAUGUUGUUGAAAAUUACUCGAUCUAAUUAUCAGCUUAGCAUUUUAAAAAUCUAGAUCAUUUCAACAUAAAUGGAGCAGUGAAAGAUUUUAUGGCUUGCAGUAAAACUGACAAGUUAAAAAGCUAUGAGUUUUGUAUAAAAUAACUAGUCGAUUUUAAUGCUGUGUAAUAUAGCAGUAUUACCACGCUAAGUAAAAACAACGUUAUAAUAAUAGCGUUUAUAAGGAAUCCUUCAAAACGUUACAAUGCUUAGUAUUUUUAUUGAUGAUUUAUGAUUAUUAUUUUUACCACCUUAAUUAGUCUAAAUAAGAGGACGCUAGACUUUUUGAAGUUGUAAAAAUAGCAUGUCGGAUGAACAGCGUUAUAAUUUAAACACGUUAUUGUUAUAAUAGAGUUGAUAAGACUAUUUCUUUUGUAAUAUUUAAAGUUAUAUUAUGAAAUGUUUUUGAAAUAUUUUGUGCCUAUUAAUUAUAAUCAAUUGUUUAGUGACAAUAAAAGAAAAUAAAAUUAAAACAGAAACUAA
Messenger RNA from Bombyx mori (domestic silkworm), 5191 nucleotides. RefSeq lists its product as uncharacterized. Bases 2090 to 2683 code for a protein of 197 amino acids. The record is from RefSeq and is a predicted model, not a curated record. The transcript is spliced from 3 exons. Lineage: Eukaryota; Metazoa; Arthropoda; Insecta; Lepidoptera; Bombycidae.